AUGGAUUCGCACCCAGCACACUUGAGAAAUUAAAAAAAGUAGAUCACUUUGAUUUUCAAAUCAAGUUAAAAUCUAAAUUAAUUAUCACAAAAAUUAGUUUAGACAAGCCAUUCAGAAAUAAAUGUGCAAACAGGUCCUCGACUAAAUCCAAACAAAAUUUAAAGCAGAUCUGGGGAUACAGGAGAUCUCCUUGAAAGUGUAAAUUUUCUACAAAGCAGUGAAAGUCUUGGCUCGAGUUUAUUUCCUUAGUAGAUUACUAAAAGUGGUUCUCUUCUGAAUUAAUAUUGCCCUCAUGUUCCUCUUACACAAGAGAUAGAAAAUUGCUUAUUUGAAUAAAUAAAGUCAGCUUCGACAUGUAAAUUUUAGAAUAUUUGCAAAAUGAAUUGCAAGAUGAAAUUUAAUCCCGCAUAUACUAAUGUUUAAUAAAUAUUGUUAUAUUAACUCCAUGAAAAUUAGAUUGUAGAAUUAAAAAACAUAAUAAUGAAAAAUCAAGAAAAGAAGAUCAGGGCUUGUGAUGGGUAAGGAUGCGAAUUCUAUUUUAUUUUGAAUAAUUAAUUACCAUAAGCAAAUUAUUACUGUCCUCUUUGCUUAGAAUAUUUUGAGUUAAAAAUAUGA
Molecule: messenger RNA, 615 nt
Organism: Paramecium tetraurelia
Lineage: Eukaryota; Ciliophora; Oligohymenophorea; Peniculida; Parameciidae
Exons: 2
Source: RefSeq, a predicted model, not a curated record